UUUGCGGAGCUGGACAGUCAGGCAGAGCAGGCAGAGCAGGAGAGACUACCUGGCUACCAAGCGCAGUUAGCCUGUGUCUUUCUAGCACCUCAAUGUAACCACCAAUUACAGCUGCAGACUCUCUAAUAUAGCUGUAAUGGUUUGACCAAAGUCCUGCUCGACACCUUAAUGAGAAGAUAAACAGCACAUAUCGAAACGACAGAGCAGCCCGUACCGAGCUAGCUAGCUUUAGCCGCACCGAGUAACCGUUAACGAUGUCCAACCGCUUGGCCUUUCAGACCCAGCUGGCCUCCAUCAUGGAGGUCUUGGCCAACGCAGCCGUGGCGGAGAUAUGUAAGCUGGUGGACGACGACUACGCGGUGGUGAGUUUACAGAUGUCCCAGUGCCAGAGGGAGAAUAAAGCCCUGAAGAGGAAGCUGCAUUUGCUGGAGCUGAAGAUGGCCCGUGGAUAUGCUGAGAGGAGGCUCCGGGAAAGCGCGCAGAGCAGCCGACCCAGGGUUCAGAUCAACACGAACGACAGGCUCCGGCAGCCUCCGCCUUCCACUGAUGGCGUGUUUCAGAGACAGAUUGAUGUGGGUUUGUGGCCUGACAGAGCUGUGACCAGCGAGCCAGUCCAUCCAGACACCAUGCAGGACAAGUCACCAGAUGUGCAGCUGGUGGAGCCGGAUCCAGUGCUGGUGAAGGAAGAGAAAAUUGAACGAGAUAUGCCACAAGAUGAAGAAUUAGAGGACGACGUGCCGCUCAUUGGAGAAGAUGGAGUGGUAGAGUGUGGCCCUCGUGGAGGUGGAGGACAGAGACCCAGCCUUCAACAACAGGACAGCCAGUCAUCAUCCUGUCAGCCCCAGGUGUCAGCCCCCCUCCCACAGCCUCAGCCCCAGCCUCAAGCCAGCAGGACCAGGCAUGCCGGCAACAGCAGCAGCAACAGAGGAGUGGAGGUGGUGGCCGUGCAGAAGGAGGAGGAGGAGCCAGAUGUGGUGCUGGUGAAGGUGGAAGAGGUGGAGCCGGGGACCAGAAGCCAGAGUCAGACAUGCCUGAGCAUCCAGGAGGGACUAGUGGAGUCCAGCACAGACGACUACAGAGGAGUGCUGCCGUUUGAUGAAACCACACAAAAUUCAACGCAUCAGCUCUCGGAGCUUCAGGAGUCUGGUCGGGGCUUCUCAGAGUCUGCAGCACCACAGUCACACACACUGAUAAAAGAAGAUCCCUGCCCUGUUGUGUCCGUCCAGUUGAGGGUCCCGGACACCAACACACCAGCCAACACCAGCCCUCAUCCGCAGCAGCAGAGGUCCAACAGCAGCAACCCGCUGAGCUCAGAGUACUCGCUCUUUGAACUGGAGACGUUUUUCACCCGCUGGGCCCCCGACGGCGACUCCGUGUCGCCCCCCGAUGGCCCGUCCUGUUCCUUCAGCGCUGACGACACAGAGCAUGAGCAGGACGCGGUUAUUAUUGUUGAGAGCAAGCCACAAACUCAACUCAUUCUUCAGCCCGCCCAAGGGUCGGCUUCCUCCACAGUCAGGAUGAGUGCAGGCGAGAGCGAGCAGAGCUUCUCCUCACUGCCGGGACGUCCCAGAGCUCACACUCAGCCAGCUGCUACACAAGCCUUGUCCCCGGGGACGUCUGUGUCUGUCCCUUUGCGGAUGCAGGCUCCAUCUUCACAGCUUCCUUGGGGCAGAUCUGCAGCUAUGAUGAGAACCGUGCAGACUCAGCCACUGCUGCAUCCACAACGUAGUUACAGCAACAGGAUACCGCAGCAACAACAUGGCAUUCAUUCCCCGCAAAACACACAAUCCACUACCACAGCCGGUGCUGGUAACACCACUAGCAUUGAUAUUUCCAGUAUCAGUUCCACCUCUCGGACUGUGGGCUCCACUGUGGCUCCCCAGUUAGCUCUACCGGUGAGGGGGAGCACUGCAGCUAAGGGUUUGGCCAGCAUCGAGGUCGCCAUCACAGCCCAGCAGCGAGCCCAGCGGAAACACCAAGCGGUCGGCAUGGUUCCAGGCGAGCGCCGCAGGAAGAGCUAUGUAUGCCGAGCCUGUGGCAAGGCUUUCUCCGGACUGUCCAACCUGGAGGCCCACCAGCGCGUCCACACAGGAGAGAAACCGUUCCACUGUGCCACCUGCGGCAAGCGCUUUUCAGAGGCCGGGAACCUAAAGAAGCACCAGAGGGUUCACACCGGGGAGAAACCGUACAGCUGCGACCACUGCGGGAAGCGCUUCGCCUGGAUCUGCAACCUGAGGACACACCAGCAGUCCGCCACGGGCUGCGGGCUGCAGGCCAGGGGAGGGCUAGGGAUUGGGGGGCUGGAUCAGUGAGAUUAGCAUCCAGUGGCGGCUGGCAAUCCAUUGCAGCAAUCUGCUGCAACCAAUAAGGAGUUGUUCUCACUGUACACUAAUUUAAUUUGCCACCUUCUGCCAUCUGUAGGCAGGAGGACCAGGGAGUCUCAGGUGUGAAGGGGAAAGGAGAGGACAAACUGUGACUGCAUUUUAAGCCUUUUAUUAGAAUGAGAGCACCUCACAAGCCCCUUUCACACUUGCAUUUCUUAGCCUUCGGCUGCAAUAAGCCCAGGUCUUAGGUUAGAAUUGGUUCUCCUGCUCAUUAAGUUAGGCCUUACAGUUAGCCCUGGGUUAAGAAUUCAAACUGAAACUCCAGACCCAGGGUUAACGUCUUCAGAAACAACUUGUAGCACUGUUAUGAUUAGACAACAGUCAUUAUGUUGAUUUUGUUUUAGCCUAUACUCACACUGCUGACCUUAACUUUGACUUUUGGGGGAUAACCCUGCUCUGGAGUGGGCUUUGGUAAGCCCUGGGCUGAAGGUGGGGAUAUCCCACAUUGUGAGUUGCAAGUUUGAAACAACUGCUAGUCCAGGCCCAAAGGAGGUGUAAGCCCAGGACUAAGUGUAGUGUCAUAAGGGCGAGGGAUUGUCAUUCCUCAAAUGCUUUUAUGGUAGCAAUACCACAUAUGAAGCAGCUACCUUACUUUGAAUUGUCCUGUUCUCUCUUUCAGGCUUUCCUGCAAAGAUCAGUGUCCUGCCUGCGAUGUUUCAUUGUCCUCAGCUUACAGGUGCCAGACUGUAGCCAGAGACAACAGUUUUAGCUUUAGGAGCUUUAUUGAAGCAACCAUAUAUUUUCCAAGCCAAGACUGUAGAGUUCUAUGGCAUUUGACAUGACAUGAUAUGACAUUUUUAACCAAUGAUUUAUGUUGGCAAAAUUUUCUAAUUAAUUAACUGAAAUUUAAUUUUAUAAUUAACCCCAACACUAGCUGGUACAGGGAUCAGCCAUCACCAGCAACCUCCCAGUUCUCCAUAUUGACAUAUGAAACAGGGCAACAAAAGGAAAUUCUAAUCAAGUAUGACGUUUUUGGUGGUGAGGAGACAACUGUUUCUAAAGAUGCUUUUUUUUUUUUUUUUUAAAGAAGGCUAACAGUUAGCAUUUAGAGCAUCCAGCCAGUAUCCAGCACUCAGUAACCAUGAGAGGAAGAGAGCACCACUACUGUCCUACAGAACAGCCAGAGGAGGAGUGAAAUAGUAUCAUGUUUUUCAAAAUAAGUGAACUAUCCCUUUAAAUUCAGCCAGUUUCAUUGGUUGCAGCCAUAAUUAAAUUCUUGUCUUUGUGUAGCAGCUCCACCGUUUUGUUCAGUUUGAUUACAGUUGAGGCCUUAGUAUGAUGAUGCCACCACAUGUUCCUUAAUGUUUUUUCUCAGGACAGCCUGAAUUCACGCUCACUCAAAUUCAAAUACCCCUGCCUCACACGCACACACACACGCACACACUUACAAGCUAAAAUAAAUGAAUAAAAAAUGAACGGUCUGCAAAUAAAAAUGUUAAUAGUGUUUCAUACAGUUUCCUAAACUAUUUCAGUGAAAGACUAUAGAGCUGAUCAGGAGGCUUCACAUCACAACGCCUGUCUUCAAAGCUCAAAGCUGAAAAUUUAACAUUGUAAAUCAAAUAAAUCACGCACAUAGAUGAAUCUGAUGCAUUUAUUUAUUUAUUAUUAUUAAUUUUUUUACAUUCAUGGCAUGCUGUUAUUGGUCUGGAUCACCGGCGCAAAUUUCCCUUAGACAUUGGGGGGGGGACAUUUAGCGGGGGGUCAGGGGGUCAAAAGAGGUGCCAAAGUAAAAAUGGUAUGGUCCAAGCAUAGGGGUGUAAGGCUUUUUUGGAAAACAAUUAUGAACGAUUUUACAAGUGUUUUGCCACUCUGUAUUGUUACAUUACCUGUAUUAGUGAGAGGUUUGUAUCUCAUGAUAUUUUUGGGGGGUCGGACAAAUUUAUCUUUUAUAAAUAUUGGGGGGGGGGGGGGGGGGCCUGUCCCCCCUGACCUCCCCUAAAUUUGCGCCCAUGGUCUGGAUAAUUGCUGGCCAGUCUGGAAAGGUCUUCCCUCUCUCUGUGAUCCCUCCCUCUAUUUGUGCUGUUUUUUCCUCUUUUUGACAGCUGGGGGGGGUUAAGAGAUUUUCUUUCCUGUCAUGAAGAUCAGGGGUGUCAUUUUGUUUCCUGUGAACUGUGUGCCUGCCAAGCCCUUAGAGUGACUAUAAACAGUAACUAUAAAUACUUGAACUUAUGGUACUUAUACCAUGGUGUCACGUUGCAUUAAAGAUGCUUACCGGUAUUUUGUCCGUAGUUAGGCAGUUCUUGCUUUGUGUGAAGUGAUGUGAGGCUCACCUACCACGUCACAUGUAUUCGGCGGAGUUUCGGUUCACUGGUUUACAUGACUCUGUACUGUGAAUACAGCAGCUUACACAAGCUGCUCUAACAAUAACUGAUCUUUAAUUUUUAAAAAAAAUACUUUGAUUGUACAGUAAAUGUAUUUUACAGGUCAAUAAAAAAAAUAUUUGAAUCCUGAUCACUGGUCAUUAGUUUGGGCUGCAGAUUGAGAUAAUGGGCUUUAUUUGUCUUGCAGCUAUUUGAUGGGAUGUUUGUGUAGCUCAUUCAACAGAGCAUGAGCCCCGGGUUGGAGGCACCCACCACUUUUCAGUUUGUGCAGAGGGAGAAAAGAGCUGUUAUAACCUGUUACACUGUUACAAUUAAUGCAUUAUAACUACUCAGGUUUAACAGACCAGUUAGUGAACAAUGCACCUGAAGGUUCAUUUGCAUGCCGAGUCAAGAGGAUUCGGAGGAACAAUCAUCCAUCCAAAAAUGUAUCCAAACCUCCCUGAAACAUAAUUAUAAAGCUUAGAUCUUUUGCAGCAUUUUGUUUGAACUGCUCAGUUUGUAAUAGUUAGAAUUAUGAUUGCAAAACUGUGGAAAUAUUUCAAAAAUUGAUGACACAUUUCAUGACAUUUUGCAGGAAUAGGCUGUAUGGGAUGUUAUGGAUAUUAACAUGGACAAAAGGGAAAAUGUACUGAUUACUUACAAAGGCUGUAUUUAGACCCCACCCCCCAAAUCAAUCAAUCAA
This is a messenger RNA of Myripristis murdjan (pinecone soldierfish), 5387 nucleotides long. Its product is annotated as zinc finger protein 135. Bases 255 to 2312 code for a protein of 685 amino acids. Gene Ontology annotation, cellular component: nucleus. Gene Ontology annotation, biological process: regulation of gene expression. Lineage: Eukaryota; Metazoa; Chordata; Actinopteri; Holocentriformes; Holocentridae. The transcript has 8 exons. The record is from RefSeq and is a predicted model, not a curated record.